UCAGCUGAUAUUGACUAUCCCAGACGAUGACGGCUUUAAAGUUCGUGUGAGCAUGCGUGAGAGGAGCGACUGACAGGAAGGGAAGAAAGAAAACAAAACACACGAUAGUUUUCCAGGCUGGACUGUUAUUAAUAAGAGCCUCACACGGCCUCACUUGAACAGCUCGUAACAGAGAGCGAGGACGCUGUGCAGAGAUGACUAUGGUAUGCCUGACAGACUUUGAGGAGUAUGCAAAGGAGCAUCUCUCAAAAGCCACCUGGGAUUAUUAUGCAGCUGGAGCAGACGAAUGCUGCACCAGGGAUGACAAUCUACUGGCUUACAAAAGGAUCCGCCUGAGGCCUCGUAUCUUGCGAGAUGUGUCAGUGAGUGACACACGGACCACCGUGCAGGGGACAGAAAUCAGCUUUCCAGUUGGUAUCGCACCGACUGCCUUUCACUGCCUGGCCUGGCAUGAAGGCGAGGUGGCCACAGCUCGAGCCACAGAGGCAAUUAACACCUGCUACAUCACCAGCACUUACUCCACCUGUUCAGUGGAGGAGAUUGUGGCAGCAGCACCAAACGGUUACCGCUGGUUCCAACUGUACGUGUACCGGGACCGGAAGCUUUCGGAGCAGAUUGUACACCGAGUAGAGGCACUGGGCUACAAGGCCCUGGUCCUCACCGUGGAUGUCCCCUACACCGGAAAGCGCCGCGACGACAUCCGCAACCAGUUCAAGCUUCCGCCACACCUCAAGGUCAAGAACUUUGAUGGAGUGUUCCAGCAGGAGACGAGCGUCUCGGAGGAGUAUGGGAUACCGCCCAACACCUUGGACCCUUCCAUCAGCUGGAAGGACGUGUACUGGCUGCAGUCGAUCACCCGUCUGCCUAUUAUCAUCAAGGGGAUCCUGACCAAGGAGGAUGCUGAGUUGGCCGUGGAACACGGCGUCCAGGGCAUCAUUGUGUCAAACCAUGGGGGGAGACAGCUGGACGGAGGCCCAGCCUCGAUUGACGCACUGUCAGAGAUCGUGGACACGGUGCAGGGCAGGAUCGAGGUCUACCUGGACGGAGGAAUCAGAACAGGAAGUGAUGUACUGAAGUCACUGGCCUUGGGCGCCAAAUGUGUUUUCAUUGGCCGCCCAGCAGUGUGGGGCCUUGCAUACAAGGGAGAGGAAGGAGUGAGGGAAGUGCUACAAAUCCUUAAUGAUGAGUUCCGUCUGUCCAUGGCUUUAUCAGGUUGCAGAAACGUGGCAGAAAUCAACAGGAACCUCAUUCAGCUCUCUAAACUCUAAGAGACCAGCAGAGGGCAGCACUGACAGCAGCCACUGACCCGAACUCAGUACUGAGUCAAACCAACUCAAGAGCCUGAGACUCCACCAUGACGAAGAUACUGAAAGAGCUCAGAGCUUGUGACUUUGUCAUGUCAGGAAACAUGAAACAUGAGAGCAGCUUCCAUGACUUUGAAAUAACUGGUAUUCAGUAUGUAUUCACAAGAGAGCAGGGGUGAGGCAGCGUUUUGGGAGAGCUGAGGGUGGCGGCAGAUUGAGCAAGUGAUUAAUGAAAGUGUUUUUGCUUUUGGUUUUGAGGGCAUGCAGGCAUUUUUUUAUGAAACCAACUAUCUUCCUUUGGUUUAAUUUGAAAAAAUGUAACUGAGAGAUGGUGCCAGUGUUUGUGGUUCAAUAAAUGACCGCUGAGGUGACAAAGA
Molecule: messenger RNA, 1681 nt
Organism: Larimichthys crocea (large yellow croaker)
Lineage: Eukaryota; Metazoa; Chordata; Actinopteri; Sciaenidae
Gene: hao2
Product: hydroxyacid oxidase 2 (long chain)
Exons: 8
Coding region: 195-1268 (357 amino acids)
Biological process (GO): fatty acid alpha-oxidation
Cellular component (GO): peroxisomal matrix
Molecular function (GO): FMN binding; (S)-2-hydroxy-acid oxidase activity
Source: RefSeq, a predicted model, not a curated record